CCCCAUCAUUAGUGUCAGCGUGCCCCAUCAUUGGUGUCAUGUCAGUGGGAGGAAUAGUGCUCCAUCAUUGUGCCUCAUCGUUGGUGUCAGUGUGGAGGAGGAAUAGUGCCUCAUCGUUGGUGUCAGUGGGAGGAGGAAUAGUGCCUCAUCGUUGGUGUGAGUGGGGGGAGGAAUAGUGCCCCAUCAUUGGUGUCAUUGGGGAGGAGGAAUAGUGCCCCAUCAUUGGUGUGAGUGGGGGAGGAAUAGUGCCCCAUCAUUGGUGUCAUUGGGGAGGAGGAAUAG
Messenger RNA from Staurois parvus, 282 nucleotides. The record is from the annotation of a GenBank genome assembly. NCBI's taxonomy places the organism in Eukaryota, Metazoa, Chordata, Amphibia, Anura, Ranidae.